Messenger RNA from Lytechinus pictus (painted urchin), 3617 nucleotides. RefSeq lists its product as uncharacterized. The transcript has 7 exons. The record is from RefSeq and is a predicted model, not a curated record. NCBI's taxonomy places the organism in Eukaryota, Metazoa, Echinodermata, Echinoidea, Temnopleuroida, Toxopneustidae. Bases 609 to 1616 code for a protein of 335 amino acids.
GGCGUCCUAAUUUUAUAUUCGACUAAAAAGGUCAUGAGCGAAGCUAUUUGUAAAACCAGAACGUGUUUGGAAAAGAUAUGGCACAAGAGGUCAUGGAUGAUUGUUUGCAAUUAGUAAUGACGAUUUUAUAGGUACCCCUCCCUGGUAUCAUUCAGGAUGUAACCUUGGACCGCAUGAGGUCGCUCUCAAAAUCACAAUGCGUCUGUUUUCAAAAUAAUAGUAAAGCGGAAGAGCUGAACACUCUUGCAUAUCGCAAAUCUAAUGCAAUACGCAUGCGCAGAGGUGCUUCAACAAAAACCUCUAAUAUUCAUUGAAGAAAGAAAAAAAAUCAAUUUCUGCGAUCUGCUGCUAUAAAUGGCAAAUGAAUCGACGACAUUGCUUCAUUAGUUUGAGCAUCAGUACCUGGUUUUGAGUCGUUAUAGGCCGGGUGGAAUUGUUCUGGAAACACCUUAACCGAACCAGUUUAAUUAAGACUUCUUGUCGCUUUAAAAAUAAGAGUUAAGGCCUAUUUUUUUCAAGUAAUCGAGCGAAUCACAACUUGUGAGAACUUGCUAAGAAAUCGUUUUAUUGACUCUAAAAAUCCAAACGUUGGACUUCAAAAAAGACGUAUGGAAAAUCCUAUCUGCGGUUCCAUGGAAGGGAAAUCCGACCAGUGUUGUUCUUCCCGAUCAUCAGCAUCGACUACCGUCGUCUGUGAGAAAGAUCAAGUCCAUUUCGACUACGGUCACUUCGAUAGUCAUCUCAACGACAAACUCAUUCGAAACAACAUGAUGAACAAACACAGGUGGCUAUUACCAUACUGUACAAUAGCAGCUGUCUUUAUUUCACUGGGAGCAUUACUCGGAAUGAUUGCUGUUUACGUGGAGCUAUGUCGGGCAAACUCUAUCUUAAUGACAAACAGGGAACUCAUCCACGCUCAAGAAAUGCAGGUGUUAAACCACACACAUGCAAUGGACCAGCUCAGAAACACAAUGGAGAGUCCCGGUAGCAGAUCUGAAGGGGCGCCAAGGACCGCUGCUGUUGUCGCCGAGGAUGCUUCCGCUAAGCUGGCGACAGGAACUGUUUACCAUCACUGGGGUAAGGCGAGUUGCCCUGCUACGUCCAGCCUUAUUUAUUCUGGUUUUGCAGCAUCGGGCAGCAGCUUGUCAGUGAAUAAAGGAAGUGGUAGCAACAUCUUGUGCAUGGUGAGCGAUCCGGAGUACGGUACGAGUGUACCUGAUCAACAGGAUGCUAGGGGAAAGAUCUACAGUAUCGAGUACAGAAACGCUAAUAACUUUGGCUCUCAAUCUGAUCUUCAUGGCCAUGAUGUACCCUGUGCAGCUUGUAUGACUGGAGGAGGUCGUCAAGCAGUUCUUAUGCUUCCUGGUAGGAUCACAUGCCCUGAAAACUGGACCAGAGAAUACAGAGGAAUCCUAAUGUCAAGCAGAAACAACAAUGUGCGAACCUCUUACACCUGUGUGGACUUGGCAGCGGAGUCCCGGCCAGGCACCAUGAACGAAGAUGGCAAUAGCUCACUGUUAUAUCCAGUUGAAGGAGUGUGUGGAACAGGAGGGGGUAUACCUUGUGGUCCCUACAUUGAUGGCCAUGAACUGCAGUGUGCCGUGUGCUCAAAGUAAUUCAAAGAGACUUCAAAGUAACCCUGCAGUCAAAGCUAAUUCAGCAACUGUAUGAAAACCACCUGCUAAUAGUGAUCACCAAGGCUGCAGUCUGACCAGUUUAUAACUACCAACUACUGAGGAUACCAAAGGGUAAUAACAAACUUAUGCUGCACACAGGUGGCAUUUGGAGUUCUACAUCAAGCACUUUGUUGGUGAGGGAUAAGGCAUUCAUGGACUCCAUUAUUCAUUUAGAACAAGUUUCAAUGUAUUUGUGAGCUAUUAGUAGUGGUUCUUGUGAUGUGGUAUUUAAGCUCUCUGGAGGAUAGGUAUGUAAAAAGUUGCAUUUAAAAAGACUAUCCAUCUACGACUUCUUUAAAAGAAGCCAUGUUGUUUAACUGUAUUAUAGAGUGUCUAUUGGAGCAUCUUCAGCAUUGUUAAAGAAAUUGUAAUAUGUUUGCUCUUGAAUUUCCAGAAGGUUUAAAAAAUAUGAUUUUUACAGUAUUUUAUAUCAAUGAGACUUCUUUCAAGAACAUUUUUCUCUCCAUAGAUGUUUUAUUCUAGGGUACCUAACGACAAUACACUAAAUCUAGGUUGUAGGUGGCAGGUAAAAAAACGUUCAGGACAUGGAUAAUCAAACUUGUUUAGAGUCAUAAUCAUGUACUGUCACUGGUCCACUACCAAGAAAAGAGGGGAAAAUAGAAUGGAAAAGGUUUAAAUAUAUUUUUUAUAUAAUGGCAAAAUCAAUUUUCAUAUCAAAUAGAUCAAAAUUCUGGCUCACUCACAACUUUUUUUCUUUUUUGCUCUUUACACCAUCUUAUGUACCCUCAAUAUUCUUGACUCAUUACGCCAUUGUGUUCAGAAACAGAUAUUGAGGAGGCAACCUUUUGUCGACAGAAGGUUUUGGGGUAUCACCAAAAUAUUAUCAAACGAAUGCUUUUUAUUUAGGUGUUUCAUGUUUGUAAUCUGAAUAUAACUUUGGGCUGGCCAGAUAAAGUCAUGUUUGUAAUCUGAAUAUAAUUUUGGGCUGGCCAGAUGAAGUCAAUGUGGUGCAAAUUUAAGAAUCUAUCAACAUCUUUGGUAUCAAAUUAUAAUUUUAUGAGCUUCAUUGCAAUCUUAGACAUAGCCAAUCACCUACUGGGAUUUUAGUAGUUUAAAGGUCAAAUCCAACAGGUUGAUUUGAAUAAAUUGAUCAAGAUAAGCAAGCACAAUACUGUAAAAUAUAUGAAAUUUGAAUCAACUCGAGUUAUAUUUACUUUAAAAAAUAUUAUGUGCACAAGGAAAGAGGAUUAUGUCACAUACUCACUAUUUGUGAUUUCUUUAAUACUAAAAUUAUCUGAAACUAAGAACUUAGAUCAAAUUUUCAGAGUAUGCUGGUUUGGUUUUCCUCUAUUUAUUCCAUCAACUUGUUGGGGGUGAACUUAGUCUUUUAAGACUUUUGUAUAACCUUUUGCUUUGCAACUUGUUUUCAUAGAAGUUAAUGAAACUAAUAAAAGUGUUCAUUGUUGACAAGUGAAUAUCCAAUCCAGAAUUCCUUUUAAAAUGUAUAUAGUACUUUUGAGGGUAGUCGAAGAAGUUGGCCAAUUUGAAGAUGUAAUACUGUACUAUUUAGGCAAAUUAUCUUCCAAGUUUUAGAUUAAGAAAUGAGUUCAAAAAUCGAAACUCUAAAUGGAAGUGGAAAAUACUACGACAAAGUAUCUGUUAAACAAACAUACUUUCUUUGCUGCAAGAUUAUCAUCAUUCUCUUUUUUCAAGUUUCAACUAUAUUUAAUUUUCAAUUAUGUUUUUGUGUGUAGAUUUUAUAGUUGUAUCAUUGUACUACAAGUAGCAAGCUGUGACUGAUUUGUGUAUAGUAUGUGGAGUAUUUGUUUUUUUUUGUAAUACCUGUCUGUACUAUGGCUAAGAUGCAAAAUGAUUAAUACUGCCGCUUCUUUUUUUUUUACUUACCUAUAUCCUGAAUCUGCUUUUGAAUGGCAUUUAGAAUAUAUAUCUGAAUAAAUGUAAAUAUUCUUUGAACUUAAA